UGUUUUCCUGCUUGGAGCAGAGUGCGGGAAGUUUAGAGGGUCACUGAGAGAAGUAGUGUCGACACAGCUAGCAUUUGCUGUUAAAUACAUCAGAAUUGAUUACUAAAAAGAUGCCACCAAAAAGCAAGCCCCUUGGUAAAGCAAGAGCUCCUGCAAAGAGAAAGCUAGCAGAAGAGUUUCCACGAGGAGAAGUUCUGACAGAUACAGCCAAGAAGCAGUGGGUGUUGGGAGAACCAAUUGGACAGGGAGGAUUUGGACUUCUUUACUUGGCAAAUGAAAAUUCCUCAGGGACAGUUGGGAAAGAUGCCCCAUAUGUCAUUAAAGUGGAGCCGAGUGACAAUGGACCACUUUUCUCUGAACUGAAGUUCUACAUGAGAGCAGCUAAACCUGAUCUAAUUGAAAAGUGGAUCAAAUCUCAAAAAUUGAAGUACCUAGGAGUUCCUAAAUAUUGGGGAUCAGGGCUGCAUGAGAAAGGUGGAAGCAGGUACAGGUUCAUGGUUAUGGACCGAUUUGGUAGAGAUCUACAAAAGGUCUUUGAAGAAAAUGGAAAGCGAUUUAGUCGAAAAACUGUCCUACAGCUAGGACUGAGAUUACUUGACAUCCUAGAAUAUAUGCAUGAACAUGAGUAUGUGCAUGCAGACAUCAAAGCCUCUAACCUUCUUCUUAGUUACAAGAACCCCAAUCUGGUUUACUUGGUAGAUUAUGGACUAGCCUAUAGGUAUAGUCCGGAGGGAGUCCUGAAAGAGUAUAAGGAAGAUCCAAAGAGAUGCCAUGAUGGAACCAUUGAAUUUACUAGUAUUGAUGCACACAAAGGAGUAUCACCAUCAAGAAGAAGUGACCUGGAAAUCUUGGGCUACUGUAUGAUACAGUGGUUAUGUGGGAGCUUACCUUGGGAAGAUAACCUGCAAGACCCCAACUAUGUCAGAGAUUUAAAAAUCAAGUUCAGACAGAACAUACCAGAUUUUAUAUCUAAAUGCUUCUCCACAAAUGAUAUACCAAAUGAAAUGAUCAAGUAUAUGGAGGAAGUUAAGUCCUUGGAAUAUAAUGACAAGCCUUCAUAUCAGAAACUACGCACUAUCCUCCAGCUAGGACUCACGUCUAUUGGCUCCAAGGAUGACGACAAACUAGACUUUGUAUCAGUUAAUGAACUGGCAUCCAAAUCAACCAAGAAAAAGACCAAAAGAAAGCUUACGGAAGUGUCUGAAGAAUCUGGUGGAGAACAGGAGGUCAUUCCCACAAAGCGAGGACGAGGACGGGGACAAGGACAAGGUGUUCCAUCAAAAACAGAGGCAAAUGGUUUGAAGGAAAAGUCAUCUACCCCCAAAAAAAGAUCAUCAUCCAAAAAGAUUCUGGUAGAAACUGGCACUCAGACUUCUCCUGCAAUGGGAAGGGGAAGAGGCAGACCCAAAAAGACCAAAUGAGUGAUUACUGAUGAUUUUAUUCUUUAUUCUUCCAUACUUUUUAUUUUACCUUUUUUUUUUUUUAAAGUUCUUUCUUGCUACGUGCUUGUUCAGUGAACUGUCACUUUGUAUCCCUUGGGAAAUAAGAUGUUGGAAUGAUUGUAUAGUCUAUUUACAGCUGUUUUAGACUUCAUGAAAUUGUGCAACAGGAGCUAUUUUCUUAAUAAACAAAAUUCUUAGAAGUAA
Messenger RNA from Polyodon spathula (Mississippi paddlefish), 1646 nucleotides. Its product is annotated as serine/threonine-protein kinase VRK1-like. Gene Ontology annotation, molecular function: ATP binding; protein serine/threonine kinase activity. The coding region runs from base 111 to 1421 and encodes 436 amino acids. The transcript has 13 exons. Gene Ontology annotation, biological process: signal transduction; peptidyl-serine phosphorylation. NCBI's taxonomy places the organism in Eukaryota, Metazoa, Chordata, Actinopteri, Acipenseriformes, Polyodontidae. The record is from RefSeq and is a predicted model, not a curated record. Gene Ontology annotation, cellular component: cytoplasm; nucleus.